AUGGGGUACAACCUCAGCUCUGCGGAGGUAGGAAUCUUUGAUCCUGCAGUGAUUCUGGGUGAAGACACCGAGUGCAUUAAGUACCCCGGAAUACAAGGAGCCCCACAGAACCUCACUCCUGCUGUCGUUCCCGCGAGAACCAGGCACCACUUCGCGUGGGGGGAGGAGGCGAGGGGGAGCGGAGCGGAAGGGACACGCCCUGACUUCCGGGAGGAAGGUUGGCGACCGCAGUUAUCGAAAGCUGAGGGUUGUAUUCGCAGAAGGAGGAGCCCUGCGAGUGGUCAAGUGGCAAGGAAAGUGAGGCCUGUUCUGAGGACUGCUGCCUCGGGUGAGCGGAGGGAGGAGUCUGAGAUCCUGCCGGGAGUCAGGUUGGCGGUCCUCUUUUACCCACUCUCCUGCCCACAUUCCUGUCUGCUGCUGCCGACCAGAGUGAACAUGUCUCAGGGUCAAGAGAUUCCACACUGCACGCAGGAACAGCACCAUGCCCUCAGUGAACCCCAGGGCCUGGAGGCUGCACAGGUCUCCGGGGUGCUGGAGGAGACCUCUCCCUUCUUCCAUACUCUAAUGCUUGCCUAUUUGAAUGAGGCUCUGGCUGCUGGGGCACCCAGUACUCCCCACAGUCCUCAGCGUGCCUACUCAUGUUACACUGUCACUACAACCAUCUCAUCAAGCAAAUCAGAUGAGGUCGCCAGCAGCCAGGAAAGGGAGACAGGGUCAGCUUCUUCAAAGUCUCUGUCAGAAACUGAGAACUUGCCCACAGACCCUCUAGAUGAGAAGGUGAUUUUGUUGGUGCAGUUCCUGCUGCAAAAGUAUCAAAUGAGAGAUCUGACCACAAAGGCAGACAUGAUUGGUGAUGUUAUCAGAGAGUACAAGGAUGACUUCCUUGAGAUCCUCAGGAGAGCCUCUGAGUGCAUAGGGCUGGUCUUUGGUAUUGAUGUGAAGGAAGUGGAUCCCACCAGCCACAGCUAUGCCCUCAUCAACAAACUAGGCCUCACCUGUUAUCCGAGGCUCAGUGGUGACGAGGGCAUGCCCAAGACUGGCCUCCUGAUAAUUAUCCUAGGUGUGAUUUUCAUGAAGGGCAGUCGUGCCACUGAGGAGGAGAUCUGGAAAGUGUUGAAUAUGAUGGACUUAUAUUCUGGGAGGAAGCAUUUUAUCUUCGGGGAGCCCAGGAAGCUUAUCACCAAAGAUUUAGUGGAAGAACAGUACCUGGAGUACUGCCAGGUACCCAGUAGCAAUCCUUCACGCUCUGAAUUCCUGUGGGGUCCAAGAGCCCAUGCUGAAGCCAGCAAAAUGAAAUUGCUAGAGUUUUUGACCAAGAUCCAUGAAUCUGACCCUACUUGCUUCCCAUCCCAGUAUGAGGAGGCUUUGAGAGAUGAAGGAGAGAGAGAGCCUGAGCUAGGGUUGGAACCAGGGCUGGCAAUGCUGCCAUGGCCAGGGCACUUUCCAGUGCCAUAUCCAGUAGCUCCUCCCAGCCCUAGUGAGGUCUGA
Lipotes vexillifer (Yangtze River dolphin) is the source of this 1488-nucleotide messenger RNA. RefSeq names its product melanoma-associated antigen B16-like. Lineage: Eukaryota; Metazoa; Chordata; Mammalia; Artiodactyla; Lipotidae. Gene Ontology annotation, cellular component: nucleus. Gene Ontology annotation, biological process: negative regulation of transcription by RNA polymerase II. The transcript is spliced from 3 exons. Bases 1 to 1488 code for a protein of 495 amino acids. The record is from RefSeq and is a predicted model, not a curated record.